GAGCGGUUGGCCGCGAUGCGUUCUGAUUCGCUGGUGCCCGGCACGCACACGCCCCCCAUCCGCCGGAGGAGCAAGUUUGCCAACCUGGGCCGUCUGUUCAAACCCUGGAAAUGGAGGAAGAAGAAGAGUGAGAAGUUCAAGCAGACGUCUGCAGUGCUGGAGAGGAAGAUGUCCACGCGUCAGAGCCGGGAGGAGCUGAUCAAGAAAGGAGUUCUGAUGGAGGUUUAUGAGAAAGGUCGGACGUCUCCCUCCAUACGAGAGGAGGAGCAGAUGGAGAACGGUCGCUCCCCGGAGCUGUCGGAGUCUGAAGGGACGGAGCAGAUGGACGGAGCCUCAGCUGAAGGUUCCCUGGACUUUCCGAUGGCCAAUGACGGUGCGUGUCCACAGGACCACGCCCAGAAACCCAGCCAGGCUCCGCCCACUAAGAAGUCGGCUGUGUGUCAUGCUAACGGCGCCGAGUCGCCGCUCUGCAGACCGCUACACAAACAACCUCCUGUGCCGCCGCCCAAACCCUUCACCAGGCUGCCCAAUCACCUCACAGGUGAUCACAUGACCGGUGCUCCUUCACACGUCACUCGACCCUCACGCACUCGUCUGACCCUCUCUCUUCCUCCCUCUGCUGCAGACGGCGCCCCGGUCAAGCUGCCAUGUAUGUCGGGGAAGUUGUCUUCUCCUCCUCUACCUCCAAAGAAGCUCAUGAUCUCCGUGCCGGCCGGGAGCAUGGAGCCGUCCUCACUCGCCUUCCAGAAGUGCCCCGCCCCUCACGGCCACACGGCGCUGGGGGGGCACUCGCUGCAGUACGGGACGCUGCCCGCCGCUCUGCACCCCCCCCGUCGCAUCAUCGAGGAGCUCAACAAGACGCUGGCGCUCACCAUGCAGAGGUUUGAGAGCUCCCUGAUGCACACUGCCCCCACGAUGAUGAACGAGUGCGACAGCGAUAAAGAGAACCUCCCAAACGAGACGGACUACGAGGAGCUGCCGGGGAUGUACAAGGACGAGGAGGACGAGGACGAGGAAGAAGAAGAAGAUGAUGAAGAGGAGGAGGAGGAUGAAGAUGACGAGGAAGACGAGGAUGAGUCAAUGUUUACAAGCGCGCUCGCCAUGAAGGUUUUACGAAAGGACUCGCUGGCCAUCAAGCUGGGAAACCGCCCGUCCAAGAGGGAGCUGGAGGAGAAGAACAUCCUGCCGCUGCAGUCCGACCAGGAGAGGAUCCACUUCCGCCAGCAGACGGCCACCAAACUGACCAGGCGGUUGAGUCAGAGGCCGACGGUCGAGGAGCUGGAGCAGAGAAACAUCCUCAAACCUCGAAAUGAUCUGGAGGAGCAGGAGGAGAAGAGAGAGAUCAAGAGACACUUGUCCAAGAAGCUCAGCCAGAGGCCGACAGUCGAGGAGCUGAGAGAAGCAAAGAUCCUCAUUCGCUUCAGUGACUACGUGGAGGUCGCCGAGGCUCAGGACUACGACCGGAGAGCCGACAAGCCGUGGACCCGGCUCACCGCUGCUGAUAAGGCUGCCAUUAGAAAAGAGUUAAACGAGUUCAAAAGCACAGAGAUGGAGGUGCACGAGUCGAGCAGACAUCUGACCAGGUUUCACCGACCUUGAACCGGCCCAGUCGACCUCAGCCACGUCUUUCCAGCUCACACAGCUUCUCGCUGCCCUCGUGCUGAUGCCUGCGACCUUCUCCAGCCACAGAGUCAAACUGACGGGACUCAACACAACAGGAGUUUGAGGCGUCGCAGGAAAUGGACAAAACAAGACUUUCUGGAGAGUUUGUCUUUUGGCUGACGUCUCCUCUCGGUGGAGAUUUUACAGACCUCUUGAUAUUCAAAGGCUUCUAACUGUAAUUUUUUUUAUGAUGAAGAGAUGGAGACACGUUUACUUUGCAGCACUUUGGUUUUUGAACAAAACCUCCGGAGGUCAAACUGAAUCUGUGCCAAUGUCAAGGAUGUGAACAGUCGCAGGACUUAUUUUUUAACACUGGGAUUGUUUUCUUGCCUUUCACCUUGUGCUCACUCUCCAUCUUUACCGGUUGAACCCACAGAUCACAUCUCACGUAUCGUUUCUCAUUUUGCCAACAGAAUAAAACUCGAGCAGCAGCUUGAGCUGUUUGUGCAGCUGGAGCCAAAACGUCCUAAGAUCCUUAUCAACGUCCUAGAAUUACUUCCUCAAAGUCUGUAACAGUAAAAACUUAUAAAUCUCCAGAUUCACUCACAUCAAUCAACUCAGCAAUAACUUCAGAUCCUCUCCUGAGCUCCUCUGUCGAUGAGUUCAGGGGCUCAGACGCUUUCCAGACUCCAAACUCCAGAUUUAGACCAAAGCGACUUGGCGAGCUGCCGGGGUCGUGACCUUGAAACCUUCCCAGAGCGACUGCGUCACGGUGCCUAGUCGAGUCUGAAGGGAUUCAGAAAUUGCCAAAUUCACUUGUUUCCAUUUGAUGCAGAAUAUUAUCUGUAGACACAGUAAAACGUUUCAGAGCAAGGAAGUGGCAACAAGGAAACUUUUAACUUAGUAAAUAAUAACAAAAUAAUGAAAACCUGCCACUUUACUCUUUGUUUGUUUUAAUCGUUCAGUCGAUAAUGGGUCCAUGAUUUAUGAUUUGAC
Pleuronectes platessa (European plaice) is the source of this 2598-nucleotide messenger RNA. Its product is annotated as phosphatase and actin regulator 1-like. NCBI's taxonomy places the organism in Eukaryota, Metazoa, Chordata, Actinopteri, Pleuronectiformes, Pleuronectidae. Gene Ontology annotation, biological process: stress fiber assembly; cell motility. Gene Ontology annotation, molecular function: actin binding. The record is from RefSeq and is a predicted model, not a curated record.